Messenger RNA from Neopelma chrysocephalum (saffron-crested tyrant-manakin), 5395 nucleotides. RefSeq names its product PTPRF interacting protein alpha 4 (gene PPFIA4). Gene Ontology annotation, biological process: synapse organization. Lineage: Eukaryota; Metazoa; Chordata; Aves; Passeriformes; Pipridae. Gene Ontology annotation, molecular function: protein binding. The transcript has 31 exons. Bases 557 to 4231 code for a protein of 1224 amino acids. The record is from RefSeq and is a predicted model, not a curated record. Gene Ontology annotation, cellular component: presynaptic active zone.
GGGCGGCGGCGGCGGCGGCGGCGGCGGCUUCCAGCGACUUCGGCGGGCGGUGUUUGAGGAGCUGCGAUGCCCAGCGGAGACACGUUCCCACGAGGGCAGUGACACCUGACCCGGCCCUAGGGAGAGCAGCCCAUCGUCCCCAGACAUGCCCGGGCAGCCCCAAACCCCCUCGGACCCUCCCUGUGCUGCUGCUGGCUCGGGCUCCCCACUGGGACGAGUCCUCAAGGGUCACUUUGCCCCCCUCUGAGCAGCCCCUGAUGCUGCAGCCCCUCCUGGAGGCAGCCCAGAGGUGACACAGGACCCCGGCAGUGACGAGCGGGGGGAUCUGAGACCACCAGGACCCGGUUGGUGCCGAGGCCACCCCUCCAUCCCGGCCGGGGCGAUGCCAACAUCCCCUUAGCGCCCCGGGGAUGGGGGAUCCCCCCACCUCCAGCACCCCGCUGCCCCCUCCUGCCCCAGCUCCCCCGGCCCGUGGGAGCCCGUGGUGAUGUGAGCAGGGCCCCGAACCCCCCGGCCCCCAGCGCCCACCCCUCAGGCACCACCAGCCCCCCCCGCCAUGAUGUGCGAGGUGAUGCCCACCAUCAGCGAGGGGGACCCCCUGGGGCCCCCCCAGGGCUCGGAGGCCGACGCCGACUUCGAGCAGCUGAUGGUGAACAUGCUGGACGAGAGGGACAAGCUGCUGGACACGCUACGGGAGACGCGAGAGACGCUGUCGGUGACCCAGAGCCGCCUGCAGGAGACGCUCCGGGAGCGGGACCAGCUCCAGAGGCAGCUCAACUCCGCCCUCCCGCAGGAGUUCGCGACGCUGACGCGGGAGCUCAGCGCCUGCCGGGAGCAGCUCCUGGAGCGCGAGGAGGAGAUCUCGGAGCUGAAGGCCGAGCGCAACAACACCCGGCUCCUGCUGGAGCACCUGGAGUGCCUGGUGUCCCGGCACGAGCGCUCCCUCCGCAUGACCGUGGUCAAGCGCCAGGCACAGUCCCCGUCCGGCGUCUCCAGCGAGGUCGAGGUGCUCAAGGCUCUCAAGUCGCUCUUCGAGCAUCACAAGGCGCUGGAUGAGAAGGUCCGGGAACGCCUGAGAGCAGCCCUGGAGCGAGUGGCCACCUUGGAGGAGCAGCUCGUGGACGCCCAUCGGCAGGUGGCAGCUCUCCAGCAAGGAGCCGUGCGGGAGGCUCCGGCGGGAGAGCGGGAUGAGCCCAAGGAACCAGCCCCGAAGCUUCCCUGGAAGCGACUCUCCAACGGCUCCGUGCACCCCGAGGACGAGGCCGGGCGGGUGGUGGAGCUGCAGGAGCUCCUGGAGAAGCAGAACUUCGAGGUGGUGCAGGCCAAGGAGCGCAUCUCUGCUCUGGCUGCCAGCGUGGCCGAGCUGGAGGAGGACCUGGGCACUGCCAGGAAGGACCUCAUCAAAUCUGAGGAGAUGAGCAGCAAGUACCAGAGGGACCUGCGAGAGGCCCUGGCACAGAAAGAGGACAUGGAAGAGAGGAUCACCACGCUGGAGAAGCGCUACCUGGCAGCCCAGAGAGAGGCCACCUCCAUCCACGACCUCAACGACAAGCUGGAGAACGAGCUGGCCAACAAGGAGUCCCUGCACCGCCAGUGCGAGGAGAAGGCCCGGCACCUGCAGGAGCUGCUGGAGCUGGCGGAGCAGAAGCUGCAGCAGACGAUGCGCAAGGCGGAGACGCUGCCCGAGGUGGAGGCGGAGCUGGCCCAGCGCAUCGCCGCCCUCACCAAGGCAGAAGAGAGGCACGGGAGCAUCGAGGAGCAUCUCCGGCAGCUGGAGACCCAGCUGGAGGAGAAGAACCAGGAGCUGGCCAGGGCCCGGCAGAGGGAGAAGAUGAACGAGGAGCACAACAAGCGGCUGUCGGACACCGUGGACCGGCUGCUGAGCGAGUCCAACGAGCGGCUGCAGCUGCACCUCAAGGAGAGGAUGGCGGCCCUGGAGGAGAAGAACACAUUGUUACAAGAGCUGGAAAACACCCAAAAGCAGAUAGAGGAACACCAGCACGACAAGCGGCGACUGUCUGACGAGAUCGACAAGCUGAGGCUGGAGGUGGAUCAGCUCAAGACCAGGAGUGGGACCUUCGUGGAGAGUGUUCACUCCAGGUCCCACAUGGGCAGUGCCACAGACCUGCGCUUCCCGCUGGUCCACGCGCCCGCCGAGCCCUUCGGAGCGGCCCCGGGGCUGCCCCGGGCACAGAAGGGUCGGUUCGCUGCCAGGAGGGAGGAGUCAGCCAAGGACUGGGAGCAGGCCCAGGCAGGUGCUGUCCUGGCCACGGGGCCCCACAGCUUCGACAGCGACCCCGACAUCUCGGACGUGGACGAGGACGACCGUGAGACGCUCUUCAGCUCCAUGGACGUGCUCUCCCCUGGGGGGCACUCGGAUGCCCAGACGUUGGCCAUGAUGCUCCAGGAGCAGCUGGAUGCCAUCAAUGAGGAGAUCAGGAUGAUCCAGGAGGAGAAGGAAUCCACCGAGCUGCGCGCGGAGGAGCUGGAAACGCGCGUCACGAGCGGCAGCAUGGAGGGCCUCAACCUCACCCAGCUCUGCAAGAGGGCCUCCAUCCCCACCUCCCUGACCGCCCUGUCCCUGGCCAGCUCGUCCCCCCCCCUGAGCGGCCGCUCCACGCCCAAGCUGAGCUCGCGCAGCGCGGCGCAGGACCUGGACCGCAUGGGCAUCAUGACGCUGCCCAGCGACUUGAGGAAGCACCGGAGGAAACUGCUAUCGCCCGCAGCUCGGGACGAGAGCCGGGAGGACAAAACCACCAUCAAGUGCGAGACGUCCCCGCCUUCCUCUCCCAGGGCGUUGAGGCUGGAGAAGCUGGGCCACCCUGCUCUGAGCCAGGAGGACGGGAAGGGCUCGCUGGAGGAUCAGGCCAGCAACCCCAGCAGCAGCCAGGACUCCCUGCACAAGGGCUCCAAGAGGAAGGGGAUCAAAUCCUCCAUCGGGCGCUUGUUUGGGAAAAAGGAGAAGGGUCGCUUGAUCCAGCUGAGCAGAGAAGGGGCCACAGGGCAGGUGGUGCUGACUGACCCAGAGGGGAGCAUCCAGGACCCCCUGGGCCUGGGCAAGCUGGGUGCUCAGGCUGAGAAGGAUCGGCGCCUGAGGAAGAAGCACGAGCUCCUGGAAGAGGCUCGGAGGAAAGGGUUGCCCUUUGCUCACUGGGAUGGCCCCACGGUCGUGUCCUGGCUGGAGCUCUGGGUGGGGAUGCCAGCCUGGUACGUGGCCGCGUGUCGUGCCAAUGUGAAGAGCGGGGCGAUCAUGUCGGCGCUGUCGGACACCGAGAUCCAGCGGGAGAUCGGCAUCAGCAACGCCCUGCACCGCCUCAAGCUCCGCCUCGCCAUCCAGGAGAUGGUGUCCCUGACCAGCCCCUCGGCACCGCCCACCUCCCGCACGUCCUCUGGAAACGUCUGGGUCACCCACGAGGAGAUGGAGAACAUGGCAACCUCCACCAAGACGGACACAGAGGAGGGCAGCUGGGCACAGACCCUGGCCUACGGGGACAUGAACCACGAGUGGAUUGGGAAUGAGUGGCUGCCCAGCCUGGGGCUCCCCCAGUACCGCAGCUACUUCAUGGAGUGUCUGGUGGACGCCCGGAUGCUCGACCACCUCACCAAGAAGGACCUCAGGGUGCACCUGAAGAUGGUGGACAGCUUCCACCGCACCAGCCUCCAGUACGGCAUCAUGUGCCUCAAGAGGCUCAACUACGACCGCAAGGAGCUCGAGAGGAGGCGAGAGGAGACCCAGCACGAAAUCAAAGACGUGCUGGUGUGGACCAACGACCAGGUGAUCCACUGGAUCCAGUCCAUCGGGCUGCGCGAGUACGCCAACAACUUGGUGGAGAGCGGGGUGCACGGGGCCCUGCUGGCCCUGGACGAGAACUUUGACCACAACAGCCUGGGCCUGGUGUUGCAAAUCCCCACCCAGAACACACAGGCUCGGCAGGUGCUGGAGAGGGAGUUCAACAACCUGCUGGCCCUGGGCACAGACCGGAGGCUGGAUGAUGGCGAUGACAAGACGUUCCGCCGGACGCCGUCGUGGCGGAAGCGCUUCCGCCCGCGGGACGUGCACAGCAUCAACCUGCUGAGCGGCUCCGCUGAGACCCUCCCCGCCGGCUUCCGCGUCACCAGCCUCGUGCCACUGCCACCCCCCGCCGCCCCCACCAAGAAAAUGCCCCCGGAAGUUGGUGCCUCGGGGUCGCCGAGGCUGGAGAGCUCCACAGUGCGGACGUACUCGUGCUGAGGGUCAGCGAGACGGGACCCCCGGCCCGGCACAUCCCCGCUCUCGAGUGGCCCCGUGCUGGCUGCCUUUCAGGACAAGAGCCCAGCCCGUGCCUGUCCCUCGGCCCGACCCUCCGGAUGCCGCAGCCUCGCUGCUCUGGACCGACCAGGACCUGUCCCUCCUGCUUGUGAACCCACCACUCCCCCCGUGGCUCCCACCCCCGCCCUGCCCACCCGCCCCUGCCCUCGCUGCCCGGGCUGGGGAUGUGCUCCAGGGGCCAUCCCAGUGCGGGGCCACCCCGUGGGGCCACAGAGACACCCCAAAGAGCGGGCUGGGACGUUUGGAACCCUUUCUCCCGCCUGGGUCACGGUGCCAAUCCUCCGUGGGCCGACCUGCCCAAGCCCCGGGCGUGGGGAUGCUGCUGCCCACAGGACUCGGAGCCAAGGCAGACUCAGGCUCGUGCCGGGCAGGGGCUGCCCCGGGGGCGGUGCCAGGGUCGGUGCUGUGUGUGGGGUGGGGCCGUGGGGGGGUGAGGAGGGCGGUGACUGCCCAGGUGCUCAUUUUGGUGCUGUCGGGUGCCCCCGGAGCGGGGGGGGGCCGUGCCUGCCCGGCAGGGCUGCGUGGGAAGGGCCGGCACUGCCCGCUCUGGCUCCGUGCCAGGACGGUGCCGGCACCCACGGGAGAGGGGGACCCUCCUUGGGGGCCCGGGGGGACGCACGGGAGCACCCAGAGCCCCCCCGGGACGUGCCCACCCCUUCCCCUCCGGGUGCAGAGGAGAUGCUCUCCCCUCCUGCCUCCAGGCUACGGGUGGGGAUCAAUCCAGGAGACUCUUAACUCUUCCCAUUUCUCCCCCUGUAGGGUAGGAUCUCUUCGUCUCCUCAUGCCACGUUUGCCUUGUGUGGCCCCUAUUUCUGAUGUGAUAUUUAUUGAUGGCUGGAAUGACCUUAUACUUAUCAUGUGCUGUCUGGAAGUGCAAUAUCUGAGAGGCUCUACAGUCACGGCGUCUUUUCGGUGUAUUAUUUGCCUAAUACAGUAUUAAAUAUUUUUUUAAUUUGAAGAGUCAGUGAGCCCUUUAUAUCGAUGCCCUAUUUCUUUCGUCAUAUUAUUGGUACUGCAUGGACUCCAAACCCUGGAUCGGGUCAGGAAAGGAUGUAUGUGUGUUCCAAUAAACAGGAUUUUAAAACA